CGCGAACCAGUAACCUCAUCCAUCAGCUGUCAGACAGCUGCCUCUUAUCAUUUCCUCAAGUCCAGAAGUCCCUGCCUGCAAGUGCCUCAAUCCGCCAAACACACCAACUGUAGCCAGGCGUCAUGAGAGGCAUCAUCACACCAGCGCGAGGCCGACCUGGUAAGGUCACCAAGUCUGUCCAAAACCCCACAACCCGCCGUCCUGCUGGCCGUCGAACUGGCCAACCCGACAGCGUCCCCAACCAGGAUCCAGAUCUCGACGAAGUUGGACAACAGCUCCAGGAUGAAGUUGAUCAUGAUCAGAGCAACUUCGACCUGGCAGCCGCCGCUGCCCAGCACUCGGCGCAGAACCAGGAGAUCGACCUGAGUGCAGCCGCCAUUCUCGCCAAUAAUGCGAAUGCUAUGGUGAACCCCCACGAGCACCCCGAUCUUGAUCAGCAUCUGGCAGGCGAGCAUAUCGACGAUGGAGGUGAACCGGGCCCGCACACGACGGAGAGUCUGGCGCAUCAGUCCGGCUACAAUGACGUGGUGGUCGAGAGCGCAUUAGCGAAGCGAUUAGCAAGGGAGCCUGGCAUGCGUCUCGCGACACAGCGACGGCCGGAGCAGGUGCUGAACCUCGGACGACGGAGCAAUGUUGAGGCAUUGUUCGCGCACAUUGCUGGUGAGACGGCGGCGGUACCAUGCAAGAACUGCCACAAGGGCCACGGUCCGUGGAAUACUUGCGUCGUCGUCGAUGGACAAAUGUGUGGUAGCUGCGCCAAUUGCUGGUUCAAUGCUUCAGGCGCAAGAUGCUCGUUUCACGAAACUCGCAAUCCUGGAGCCCAUCCUGGUGGCGUCCUUGUUGGAGAUGGAAGCUUCAACAUGCCGUCCAUUCCCCCUCAAGCCCUCGGCGGGUUCAAUUACGUGUCCGCCCCGGCUUCUGCCGACCCCGUCGUGCGCUAUACCAUUGAACGUGCCAUGGCCGACAUCCGCGCAGCGGAUAAGAAAACAAGACAAAUGCUCUUGAUUGAGGCCGCCGCCAGGGAAUUGGCCUUCCGAGUCGUUUCGUACGAGGAAGCUGCCCAAGAAGAGCAACAGCAACAGCAACAGCACGCCCAUGAUCAGCCACCCCCAGAUGGUAUGAUGAACGAUGAGAAUGUUCCCUAGAAUGGGCAUUCCCGGAGUUCGAGCCGGCAAGCUGCUCAGAACAAGGGUUAUGACCAGCAAUUUUCUGAACCUACCACGAAGGAGAAUACGCCGUAGGGCGGGUCUUCCCAGUACUCGAGGGACCAAAGUAUUCAGGUCGAUGGACAUGAUCAGUCUUCCCGGAAAUUCCUUUGGAAAGCGGCUUCAAUCAAAUUUUCGCAGCCCUUGUUCGGGCAAAUGGUCCUGAAUGAUGGACAAAACGAUGUUCAGCGGCGGACUUGGACAUGGAUGGAGGACCCUAUGAUCACAGAGCUGAAACAUGGCUCCCGUUGAAGAAUGGCGGAUGACGCCUUCACCAUUGCUCGAGGAAAGGAAUUCUGCAUGGGGCUGCAAGGGACGGUCGAGUUUACAUGUAUAUUUGGUCGCGAUUAAGGAGUUUAAGUGAAUUGCUCGCCAAGCUAGCUAUUAGCAUGUUCGCUGUUCACGAACAAUACCAUGCAAUGUAUUUCAUUCAAC
Pseudomassariella vexata is the source of this 1640-nucleotide messenger RNA. RefSeq lists its product as uncharacterized. NCBI's taxonomy places the organism in Eukaryota, Fungi, Ascomycota, Sordariomycetes, Amphisphaeriales, Pseudomassariaceae. The record is from RefSeq and is a predicted model, not a curated record. The coding region runs from base 123 to 1145 and encodes 340 amino acids. The transcript has 2 exons.